AUGCCGGGUUUGCAUUUACAGUCGUCCCAGUGGAUGCAGCGACGCCCGGCAUGCAACCCGGCUCCCAGCCCGCUCAUCGCGCUCUUGUCUCUCGACUGGGCCAGCGCGGAACUGGCGCUCGGCCUGGACUUCGGAACCCAGUGGAAGGUCGAACUGACCAGCUCAAACAUCAUCACCCUCUUCUACAGCUGUUUUGACGCGUACGGCCCGCCGCUCAGGCCCGCCAUCAAUUUCGUCGAGGUCGAAGAGUUGGUCGUGCUCGCGAUGCAGGACAUCGAGGCGCGCGACGAACCGGAACGCACAGGGCGCAGCAAGCUCUUUGACGUUGUCAAGUCGGUCUUCAAGUCCGGCGAGCGGUUGAGUUGGGUGUUCAUGUACGAGGGCGGCAUUUGUCGUCUGUUUACCCGUGGGCCGGACCAGAGACUUCUCGAGCCUUACGUCCGACAGAGCAUGAACCCUGGUUAG
This is a messenger RNA of Cladophialophora yegresii CBS 114405, 465 nucleotides long. RefSeq lists its product as uncharacterized. The transcript is spliced from 2 exons. NCBI's taxonomy places the organism in Eukaryota, Fungi, Ascomycota, Eurotiomycetes, Chaetothyriales, Herpotrichiellaceae. Bases 1 to 465 code for a protein of 154 amino acids. The record is from RefSeq and is a predicted model, not a curated record.